GGCAGAGGGUUCCAGUAGCCGGUGCGCGGCCGCAGCUCGCGGCGGUGCCGGGACGGCCGGGAUAGCCGGGAUAACCGGGAUAACCGGGACACCCCGCGGCCCCCCAGCCGGUGCCCAUGCCGAGGAGCAGCUGACGGCGGCGGGGACGCGGAAAUGGAGCCACGGCCGGGCCGGGCCGUGCGGGCGCUGUGCGGCCUCUUCCUCCUCCUCCUCCUCCUGCAGCAUCCCGGCCGCGCCGAGCGGGCCCCCGGCUCCCACCUGGACGACUCGGCCAUCGCAGCAGAGUUCUGCCGCAUCGACAAGGCGCUGUGCCACGACGAGGACGAGCAGCUCAGCUUCGAGGCCGUGCGCAACAUCCACAAGCAGAUGGACGACGACGCCAACGGCAACGUGGACGUGGAGGAGAGCGACGAGUUCUUGAGGGAAGACUUGAAUUACCAUGACCCAGCAGUCAAGCACAGCACUUUCCAUGGAGAGGACAAGCUCAUCAGUGUGGAAGAUCUCUGGAAGGCCUGGAAAACAUCCGAAGUGUACAACUGGACGGUGGACGAGGUGGUUCAGUGGCUCAUUUCCUACGUGGAGCUGCCCCAGUACGAGGAGACCUUCCGCAAGCUGCAGCUCAGCGGCCACGCCAUGCCCAGGCUGGCAGUGAACAACGCCACCAUGAUGGGGACGGUGCUCAAGAUGACCGACCGCAGCCACCGGCAGAAGCUGCAGCUCAAGGCUCUGGACACGGUGCUCUUCGGGCCUCCUCUGUUGACUCGUCACAACCACCUCAAGGACUUCAUGCUGGUGGUGUCCAUCGUCAUCGGCGUGGGCGGCUGCUGGUUCGCCUACAUCCAGAACCGCUACUCCAAGGAGCACAUGAAGAAGAUGAUGAAGGACCUGGAGGGUCUCCACAGGGCUGAGCAGUCUCUCCAUGACCUACAGGAGAGGCUGCAGAAGGCGCAGGAGGAGCACCGCUCCGUGGAGGUGGAGAAGGUGCACCUGGAGAAGAAGCUGCAGGACGAGAUCAGCAUUGCCAAGCAGGAGGCACACAGGCUGCGGGAGCUGCGCGAGGGCACCGAGAACGAGCUCAGCCGGCAGAAGUACGCCGAGCAGGAGCUGGAGCAGGUGCGGAUGGCGCUGAAGAACGCGGAGAAGGAGCUGGAGUCCCACUGCAGCUGGGCUGCCCCCGAGGCCCUGCAGAAGUGGCUGCAGCUGACCCACGAGGUGGAGGUGCAGUACUACAACAUCAAGAAGCAGAACGCAGAGAAGCAGCUGCUGGUGGCCAAGGAAGGGGCUGAAAAGAUCAAAAAGAAGCGAAACACCCUUUUUGGGACGUUCCAUGUUGCUCACAGUUCCUCUCUGGAUGACGUCGAUCAUAAAAUCUUAACUGCAAAGCAGGCGCUGAGCGAGGUGACGGCGGCGCUGCGGGAGCGGCUGCACCGCUGGCAGCAGAUCGAGCUGCUCUGCGGCUUCCAGAUCGUCAACAACCCCGGCAUCCACUCGCUGGCCUCGGCCCUCAACAUCGACCCGGGCUGGAUGGGCACGCCCCGGCCCAACCCCUCCCACUUCAUCAUCACUGACGACGUGGAUGACCUGGACGAGGAGCUGGUGUCACCCAUGUCCAUCCAAUAUGCAGCCUGGCUUUUCGGGCGCAGGUUCAGCGACCGCUCCUCGCUGUCCUCGGAGGAUCAGUCCCUCUGGAAAUACCCUGCUCCGGCCUUGCCCAGCACAGUCCGGCAGCGCCUGGUGGAGCCGCAGCACGGCCACGGAUCGCAGAGGUUGGUAGAGAGUCUCGUGCCGGGGCAGCCCGAGGCGGGCCCCGUGGCCCCGCUGCGGGCGGGCCGAGUGUCCCUGCGCCGAAUGCACAGCCUCAGCUCCGGACAGUCCUUCAGCUCCGACCUGCCCGGCUCCAGCCCAUCGCCUGCCUCCACCUCCUCCACCUCCUGCUCCUCAUCCACCACCACCGCACCUGCUCCUGCUUGCCAUGUCCACCCUAUCUAUUACCAUCACACCACCUCUUAUUUCCUCCAGAUGGAUUCCAUCCCCGACCUGCCCCCUCCUGAUGUCACCUCUGGAGUUCGCUGUCGCACUGGGAGCUUUGGAGAUUUAACUCGCUGCGACUCCGACUCCUCCAUCCCGCACCUGAGCGACCACCAGCGUAUCCCCAGCUCGGCGCCCAAGCUGCUGGCUGCCCGGCCCACGCUGCUGACCAGGUCCAUGGAGGAGGCUGUCCCCGGGCCCCCGGGCCCCGGCGCGCCCACCCCCAACGGCGGCAGCCGGCACGGGGAGCCCUCCGCCCUGGCGGCUUUGCAGGAGCGGCUGCCCGAGAGCCCCAUGGUGAUGAAGAAGAUGAUGAUGGUGAACCACGGCAUGGAGAAGUCCUCCAGCCUGGGGGAGAUCAGCCACCCGACGGCCGGCAAGCCCAGCCACUCGGAUUCGUCCCGGUCGCACAGCCCCAGCUCCACCGACCCCGACACCCCCUCCCCCAUCUCUGACUGCCGGCCCAGCGGCGCCAGGAACACCCGCAUCCCGCAGCUGGCCGCCAAGAAGAGCCCGGGGGACGAGGACAGCAGCCUGACGGGCGACGAGGUUGACCUCGGCCAGAGCAAGAAAAAGUUCCCCCUAAAGAUCUUCAAGAAGCCCAAGAAGUAGGGGGGGGACACCCCCGGACGCGUCCCGCCGGGCCCGGGGCCGGCCGUGCACCGGGAACGCAGCGCGGCCCCGGCACCCUCCGCACCCCGAGUCACCCCAGCGCCGGCAUGGGAGGAGCUAUUUAAACUUAUUUAUUUCCUCAUCUCCGAGACGAAGAAGCGCGACGCCGCCGGCUCCCCGCGAGAAGAGCCCCUGGCCUCCCUCCGACCGCUGCGGUCCCGGCUUUGCUGUGCAUGGCUUCCAGUUACUCCUGCUCUGCUCAGCCACGCGGCCUUUGGGUUUGGUUUCAAUGUGGUUUUAUUUUUUUUUUUUUUAAUUUUGUUUUAUUUUUUUAUUGUUGUUAUUAAUUUGUUUUCCUGCCUCCUCCAACUUUUGCACAGGCUGAGGGAGGGUCGGGGCGGCGCCGGCCGCUCCGCGCUCCCCCCGGGGUGACUCCGGUGGCAGCGGUUCUCCCUCAUUUCCCCGAGUCACUUUUCCACCGCGGCCCUGGGAAGGGGAUCCCCUCGAGAGCAGGAGCAGGCAGGGCUCUGCCCUUGCCGGUACUUGUGCGCUCCCCGAGGGGACGGCGCUGCCCCUGGCUGGGGAGGGACGGGACACGCGGAGCCCCCGGGCACCCUCCCCAGCGCCCCGCACUCCUCCCAGUGCCCUGCCCUCGGCUGAGGAAGGAGCCCGCUGACAGGGACAGCGAGGGAAGCGCCAUCCCGAGGGGUGCUGGUGCACAGCCAGGUCCACACGGAGAGGAGAGGAGAGGGCUCCCGGGAGCAGGGCUCGUCCUCCGUCCCCGUGUCCCCUGUCCAGGCCGGGCAGGGCCAGAGGGAGGGACCAGGCCACAGCGGGGCUCUCCAGGGCAGGGGACAGGCUGUGCCUGGCUGGCAGGACCAUGACAGAGUCCUCCCCUGGGGCAGGCCGGGGCUGGGGGCUCUGUGCCCCCGCAGGAGGCUCACUCGGGCAGUGUCGGUGUCCCCCUUGCCCUGAGGCCACACGCCGGGGUGUCCCUGGCUGUGCCAGCCUGACCCGGGGCUCAGUCCGUCCCGAGCCGCUCCCAGGGGCUCUCCCGUCCUCCCUCAGCACAUUGGGGGUCACAUCCUGCUGCUCACCUCGGGCUGUCCCCGGCACAGCCCCGGCCACUCAGGGGGUCCCCACUGAGGGCAGCAGCUGUGGCUGAGUCCUGCUCCCUGCGGGGGCCGAGCCUGUCCCGAGGGAUGAGCCCUGCCCCAUCCCCGGGGCUCAGCCUUGCCCCCCUCUCCCAGCUCCUCCAGGAGCAUCCCCCAGCCCCGGGGCUGCCAGGGGAGCCCCCAAACCCCCUCCCAGCCCAGGGUCCCUGUCCUCACCACCCCUCCAUCCCCGGACCACCAUCCCACACGUCCCUGGGGGUGGGCGGGGGGCUGCUGCCGAGGCAGAGGAGGAUGCACGAUGGGGGGAGGAGGAGGAAGAGGAGGCCGGGCCAGAUGCCGAGAGCCCCUGGGGCCUUGCUUUAUGCCAGAGUAAUAUAUUUGUGUCUUGACAAUUCAGGAAGGGCUACAAAGGUGUUUUUUUGUUCCGUAGGUGGGAGUUAAACAAUUCCACUGUUGCUUUGGGAUAAGUGAAAAAUUCCUCUCAAUGACUUUUAAGUGCCUGCAUUUCCCUGGGGACGGGGGGACGCGCUCGGCCCCACAACUGGGGCUGCUGCCUGGGCACCCCGAUUCAUGGGCACCCCGAUUCGUGGGCACCCCAAUCCGUGGGCACCCCGAUUCAUGGGCACCCCAAUUCUGUGGCUACCCCAAUUCCGUGGCUACUCCAAUUCUGUGGGUACCCCGAUUUGUGGGCACCCCAAUCCAUGGGCACCCCGCUGUCACGGGCAGGGCCCCACGGGAGCGGGGCCAGUGGGGUCGGGGCUGGAGCUGCUGGUGGUGGCAGAGACCUGUGGAUGCUUCUGGAGAAGGGGUUGGGGAUCCACCAAACGGCAAACUGUUGAUGCAUCUGCCAACUCUUGAUUUAAGGUGGUUUUUGUUUUUUGUUUUUUUUGUCAUUUCAUAAAACUUUUCAAUCCAAUAAAGCAUGUAGUCUAUUUUACGA
Messenger RNA from Vidua chalybeata, 4695 nucleotides. RefSeq names its product stromal interaction molecule 1 (gene STIM1). Gene Ontology annotation, biological process: store-operated calcium entry; activation of store-operated calcium channel activity; intracellular calcium ion homeostasis. The record is from RefSeq and is a predicted model, not a curated record. Gene Ontology annotation, molecular function: calcium ion binding; calcium channel regulator activity; protein binding. The coding region runs from base 154 to 2640 and encodes 828 amino acids. NCBI's taxonomy places the organism in Eukaryota, Metazoa, Chordata, Aves, Passeriformes, Viduidae. The transcript has 13 exons. Gene Ontology annotation, cellular component: endoplasmic reticulum; plasma membrane.